Molecule: messenger RNA, 1937 nt
Organism: Penaeus monodon (black tiger shrimp)
Lineage: Eukaryota; Metazoa; Arthropoda; Malacostraca; Decapoda; Penaeidae
Gene: tank
Product: etoposide-induced protein 2.4 homolog
Biological process (GO): macroautophagy
Cellular component (GO): endoplasmic reticulum
Source: RefSeq, a predicted model, not a curated record
UGAGACCAAGGUGACUCAUCGCAUCGUUCAGUGUUGUGUCCUCAAUGGCGUGGUGUUUGGCCUGAGCCUUGUCAUCUUCAACUACCUCCUACUGCCCAUGCUAAAGCAGGUGCUGAGCUUGUUCCUGGCAGAAGGGGCAGGGGCGGUGUGGCACUAUGCUCGGCCCACACUCACCGCCGUUUUCGACAUGCUGUGGGUCCUGCCCCUUUUUGUUCUCUCUAGGAUCAUCAACACCAUUUGGUUCCAGGAUAUUGCUGACAGUGCAUACCGUCAACGACAGGGUAGACCACAGCUCAUCAGUAGCUUGAGCAAGCUGGUGGCAGAUGUUCUUAUCUCCAUCUUCAUCCAGCUCCUCUUCUUGGUGCAGGCCAACCUGCUGAUGCUGCUGCCGAUCAUGGGUAUCAACGUGGUGGUGGGGGGUGUGCACAUGUGCCUCCUCAAUGCUCUCUAUGCCUUCGAGUACCGGUGGUUCAACAUGGGCUGGGAGCUCUACAAGAGACUAAGCUUCGUGGAGGAGAACUGGCCCUAUUUCAUGGGCUUCGGCCUCCCAUUGGCAUUCAUCACCAUGUACCCCUCUUCUGUGUAUGUGAGUGGAUGCUUGUUUGCUCUGCUCUUCCCUGUGUUUAUUAUCAGCGCCAAUGAAGCAGAUCCUGUACUGUACCCCAAGGGUUACCCACUGCAGUUGUUCUCGGGGGUGGUGGGCCUCUCGAACCGCAUCAUCCAGAGUCUAGUCACAAAGCGGCAGGCCCUCCCCAAUCCCUCGGCUCCCUCCAGACGCUGAUCUCCGAGGGUUCUUCUCAAUACCAAAAGUUACCUUUCCUUGAUCAUUUUCCCCCCAAUGGAGGGUGAAGACGAAUCGACACCGAAACGAAAUAUAAAGGAAAAAUGAAUAUUAGAGAAAAAGGGGAACUAUUUGUAAGGAGAUAACGAUGUGAUAAGGUCUUCUUAUUAUUAUUCUUUUUACUAUUAUUUGUGUGUGUGCUUUUUGUUUUCUGUUUGUGUGUGCCUGUACAUUGGUUCUGUAAUCGUCAAGGUUUGUCCUGAGUACUAAGGAGGGAAUAUAAUUGUCUUAGAAUGUGAUAAAGUAUGGAAUCUAGACAAGAGAGAGACAAAAUAUAUGGACAAUGGAGCAUUUAGUUUGACAUAAAAAAAAUGCAGAAAAUAUGAAAAAUGAAAAUGCUAUAUUAUUCUGAUUCCAAGACAGGCAAAGAUGUCCUUUGUAUGUAGUAACUGUGGUAUGUUGUAAGGAAUGUCCAGGAUUAUUGGGGCUGGUAAUGAAAAGAGUCCUAAAAAUAUGAAGCAAAUCCUUCUGAGCCAGAGGUGUGUGCAUUUUGAUAUAACUCUUAUAUCUGAAGUGAAUUCUCAAAACGAAAAAAAAAAAAAAUUGGAGAUUCUAAGACAAAUUGAGGAGAUAUACUUCUACAGAGGAAGAUAGUUUACCACUGCAAUAGGUAUUAGUCAUUCUGUUAUUAUAAUUAUCCUAGACAUUUUGCUUUUUCUACCAAGAUCCCUAUUUUAUAUUUAUUUAUUAUUAUUAUUAUUAUUUAUUUAUUUAUUAUUAUUAUUAUUAUUUUUUUUUCUGUUUGUUCACACAAAUGUAUUGAAGAAGCAAGAGAAUUACAAUAGAUGAUAAUCGUACUGUAGAUUGGGUUAAUUGUCUAGGAAGGGUCCCAACUAUAUAUAUUUUCUAUAGGAGACAGAGGCCGAUCCUGAUGAUAAAUUAUUAUUACAUUUUAAAGGAUUUCAUUUUUUUCUAGUUUAUUAUUUUUUUAGUCCAACAUAGAGCGAGCUUGAUGUACAAACAGUUCUCAAUAUAUAUAUAUAUAUAUUAUUGUGCAAUGUUAACUCUUUGAGGAUACCAAUUCUGGGUCCUUGUCAUUUGUUGAAUGCCCAAGUACAUUGUCAUUUUUUUAUAUAUAUUAAAUAUAAAAAGUUUC